UCAUAACCUCUAGUCAGUCAUAGCGAGUCAUAGCUAUAGUUUAUGAAAUUUUUUUUCACGCUGCACAUUUUGUAAAAUAUUCUGAUUACAAACUCCGUAAAUAUGGCAAAAUUUGAUUUGACCAGCAAAAUCGGUCAGUAUUUAGACAGGCAUUUAGUAUUCCCCUUACUGGAAUUUUUAUCGCCAAAAGAUAGUUGCCGGAUCUACGACCAGAGGGAACUAUUGAAAGCUAAAUUAGAAAUAUUGAAUAAAACAAACAUGAUUGACUAUACAAUUGAUAUUCAAAGUACGGUGUACCCAGAUGCACCAUUGGGGGAAGAAAUGAAACGAAGACGUCAAGAAGUAGUUACACAAUUGUCAGUAUUGCAAGAGAGAGUGGAGCCUAUUUUACAGAUGAUGGAAAACGACGAAGACAUGAAAAAAAUGGAGAGUAUGAGAGAUUCUAAAGCUCUUAUAAGUUUUCUGUCAGACAAAAUCAAUUUUAAUAUGGAAAUGAUUGAUGAUUUGCAUAGAUUAGCAAAGUAUCGUUAUGAGUGUGGCAAUUAUUCAUUAACAGUCUCAUAUUUAUAUUUUUGCCUUCUGGUCUUACCUCCAACAGACAAAAACUAUCUCAGCGUUUUAUGGGGUAAACUGGCAUCUGAAAUUCUCGUGCAAAGUUGGGAUUCAGCUCUUGAAGAUCUAAACAAGUUACGCGAGUAUAUUGAUUCCAAUCAUUUUAAUGGUACAAGCUUGCAACUUCUACAGCAAAGAACAUGGCUUAUUCACUGGUCAUUGUUUGUUUUUUUCAACCAUAUGAUGGGGCGUGACCUCAUUAUUGAUAUGUUCCUCUACAGACCUCAUUAUCUUAAUGCAAUCCAGACUAUGUGCCCUCACAUUCUUCGUUAUUUAGCAACUGCUGUAAUAAUUAACCGAAACAGACGCUCUGCACUCAAGGACCUUGUUAAAGUUAUUCAACAGGAGAGUUAUACUUACAGGGAUCCAAUAACUGAGUUUUUGGAGCACCUGUAUGUUAAUUUUGAUUUUGAUGGAGCCAGACAGAAAUUACACGAAUGUGCUGCCGUUUUAGAUAAUGACUUCUUUUUGACAUCAUGCCUAGAAGAAUUUAUCGAAAAUGCACGUCUUAUGAUUUUUGAAACAUUCUGUAGAAUACAUCAAUGUAUUAGCAUUGGAAUGUUGGCAGAAAAACUGAACAUGAAUCCAGAUGAAGCUGAAUGUUGGAUUGUAAAUUUAAUACGAAAUGCUCGCUUGGAUGCAAAAAUUGAUUCAAAAUUAGGACAUGUCGUAAUGGGUGCUCAGCCACUAUCACCCUAUCAGCAGUUGAUUGAGAAGAUUGAUUCUUUAUCGGUUAGAUCGGAAACAUUGGUUGGAUUAAUUGAUAGAAAAUUAAAAGCAAGGACAGACAUCCGUUGGGGAAACUCUGAAUUCUGAUUACAUCUGUACUACAUUUCUUUUUACUUUUGUAAGAAUAAAUACUUAGUGCAGAGUACACACUUUAUUUCAAGUUAUAAAUAAAACAUUUUGUCCAAUAAAAAA
Agrilus planipennis (emerald ash borer) is the source of this 1533-nucleotide messenger RNA. RefSeq names its product eukaryotic translation initiation factor 3 subunit E (gene eIF3e). Gene Ontology annotation, cellular component: cytoplasm; nucleus; eukaryotic translation initiation factor 3 complex. NCBI's taxonomy places the organism in Eukaryota, Metazoa, Arthropoda, Insecta, Coleoptera, Buprestidae. Gene Ontology annotation, molecular function: translation initiation factor activity. The transcript is spliced from 5 exons. The record is from RefSeq and is a predicted model, not a curated record. Bases 103 to 1428 code for a protein of 441 amino acids. Gene Ontology annotation, biological process: translational initiation.